Messenger RNA from Rhizopus microsporus ATCC 52813, 2607 nucleotides. RefSeq lists its product as uncharacterized. The record is from RefSeq and is a predicted model, not a curated record. The coding region runs from base 1 to 2607 and encodes 868 amino acids. Gene Ontology annotation, molecular function: gamma-tubulin binding; microtubule minus-end binding. Lineage: Eukaryota; Fungi; Mucoromycota; Mucoromycetes; Mucorales; Rhizopodaceae. Gene Ontology annotation, biological process: spindle assembly; meiotic cell cycle; microtubule nucleation. Gene Ontology annotation, cellular component: spindle pole; centrosome; gamma-tubulin complex. The transcript is spliced from 6 exons.
AUGUUCUCACCAUGGCAACUUGGACAAGAUGAUGCCGAUGUGCUUUAUUUAAAGAGUCUGUCUCCUAAUCAGCCUUUUGAUCUAACUGAAUCUAUUACAACUCACAGCGAGCCUACGUCAACUGAAUCAAUCACCACAACUAAUAGCCUAAGUAUGGAUUUAGAUGAUAAAGAAGAAGAAGAAGAAGAAUGUGACGAAUGGAGCAGUGAGAAGCCAGUGCCUGUAUACUACAAGUCGCUGUCCUGGGACAAUUUUAAUUCUUCUUCUUUUCGACAUCAACCUAUGAAAACACCAUUUCUAACAGAAGCACCACUUGAUUGCUUCGAAUCCAUAUUAGAUGCUACAGGCUAUAUCACUGUGAAAGAAAGGCCAUUGGUCAUAAGCCUAAUACAAGCUAUUCUUGGCUUACCUUCGAUCUACUUCACUUGGGAUUCCAAGCUAAAGUGUUUCAAGUCUGUUCGAUCACUUCGUAUAUCAGGCGUGACAGCAUCCAGCAUUCAACCAAUUAUAGAUAGUAUUUUGACCUUUGGGAGUCAUAUGAAAGCGAUAGAAUUCGUUGCGAAACAGUGUCAACUAAACCCAAGGCAAUAUGGAUCAACUGGAGUGGCAUUUGCUUGUUGCUUAUUAGAAUUACUCUUUAAUAUUCAAAGCUCACUUAUUCAACUGUUUGAUACAUUGAAGGAUGAUUUAUCAAUACUAAAAGUGCAUCAAUAUGUAGCUAGUUUAUCCGCGGUAUGUGAGAGAUUGUACAAGCUUUGCAAGAUAAACGUGGCUGGGGGAUCCGUCACAAACACUCGGCCAUAUGAUUUCCAUAUACCCUUUGGAGCCGAACUGCUAAAUCUUUUAUACACUGAAAUCCAACUAUUUGAUCUUGCUCAUACAGGCACUUCUGCCUUUUACAGGAAUGUUUGCUUGAUGAUGCUUUGUUAUACCAACCUACCUUACUUGAAUAUAUUAAGCAAAUGGCUUGGUCUUGAGAGCAGUGGAAAUGUCGCUCUUGAGGAUCCAUACCAAGAGUUCUUUAUCUGCAAGGCGCCUGAACCAUGCGAACCAUUUGAAGAAUAUCAAAUCAGGCCAAAUACCAUCUUUCCUUACUUUAUUAAUGUUGAUUUAGCUAUUCAUAUUCUUAGGUCAGGUAUUACCUUGCAGCUUCUACGACAGGCUAUGCCCAAUCAUCCUUUAUGUUUUAUGGAUAGAAGGUUACCGUUAAAGUGCAGACUACGAAUAAGCGAUACAAGCAGUUAUUUACAGCAAAUACAGCACGUCUGUCAGCGUAUUCGAGAAUAUAACUCUGGUAAAAAUCAAGAUUGUAUAAUAGAUCAAAAAGAAAGCGUACAAGAUACAGUGCAUAUUGAAGAUACAACCAAUCCCUUCCAUUUACCACCAUGGAGUGAGGAUCGUUUUGAAGGAGAGUUUUUAAGAAACUUGAAGCAGUUUCUAGAGUUGGCCAACGCCAAUAGUAGCGACAUUAUCCCCACCUCCAAUACGUUUGUAGUCUUAAAUUACAUAGAGCCCAUACAGGCAUGGUGCCCUAUACUAAAUGAAUCAUACAUGUCUACCUUUUUACAUGAAUUCAAACUGCAGUACCAUCUUUCGUUGCUACAUGAUACUUUCUUACUUGGUAAUAGCGCCUUUGUCUCUUCUCUCGAGUCUAUGGUUUUUGAAAGUACAAGAAAGAUUGGAUUGAAAUCAACAGAAAGAUGGUCAUCACAACUCUUUGAUAUCAAUCUAUCUCUGCGGUCUAUUUUGUUAGAGACAGUAAAGGAAGAUGAAUUAUUUGCAUUUAGUGUAGAGAAAGCCAAAGUGCUUGUGGAUCCUAACGUCUUCAACGCAUUUGAUUUUUUAAAGUUGCAUUAUGAUGCAAGAUAUCCACUAAACAUGGUCAUCACGUCGAAUGUUCAACUAAAGUACAACCGUAUAUUCAUCUUUCUCUUACAACUAUUUCGAGUAGCAGUUACAGUCAAGCGGAUAUACAGUGUCUUGAGAACAAAUGAACUCAGAUUGAAUGGGGAUACAUUAAACAGGCUUUAUCAAUUUCGCUUUCAGUUUGAUCAGUUCUUAUGUUCGCUGCAAGGAUACGUUCAUGAUACAGUUAUUAAUGAAACAUGGCAUAUUUUUAUGGAUCAAAUACAAGAAUUAAAUAGGAAAACAGAAUCUAGUUCAUCAGAAUAUGUCUCAGUUAUUAUGCAACCUCACAUGUUUAAGAGCUAUCAUGAGCAUAUCUUGGAUCGAAUACUCUAUCAAUGCUUUUUAAAACAAAGUCAGCAACGUAUCUUUCAGACUCUUCAACCUAUACUUGAAGACAUGUUGAUAUUUGCCAAUGCUAUUGAUAGUCAUUGUUAUUCAAGGAGCCAACAGGAAGAUAAAUUGCUUACCAGGUGUCAUCAUAUAUUUAAUGACUUUCAGAGACAUGUCAGAUUGUUUGUCCGUGUAUUGAAGGUUUUGGAAGAAAAAGGAACAGGAAGACUAGGGAAUAUUCUUAACAGUACCAAUAACGAGUUCCGUGACUUAUAUGGAAAACACGAAGCAAAGAAAGGGCUGGAUGUUUUUGUCAAGGAUUUACUGACAAGGAUCGAUCUAAACAUGUACUAUGAAAAGCCAAAAUAA